This is a messenger RNA of Sclerotinia borealis F-4128, 1524 nucleotides long. NCBI's taxonomy places the organism in Eukaryota, Fungi, Ascomycota, Leotiomycetes, Helotiales, Sclerotiniaceae. The record is from the annotation of a GenBank genome assembly.
AUGCCAUUGCAUGGUUUCUUUCCAGAGAUCCUCGCCUUGGCUCGACCAAGGAGUUCCGUCAUGACUAAUACGAAAGCAAAUACAAAGGAUGCCAAAGGAUUUCGCAACCGAUACAUGAAACAACAAACUACCGAACGUUCUCGAGAAAAUGGUAGGCCGUCAGCCACAGAGGAAUUGGAAUGCUUUCUUAAAUCAGAGGGUCUAGAAGUUAUCUUUGUCGACGAUGUCCGUGACAAACUGUUCAAUAAAUCGAGCAUCGAUAGAUUAUACGAUUUAUUGAUCGCUUUGAAGUUUGACCUCAUCUGGAAUAUAUCCAUGAUGCCGUUGAGAAGAUCGCAUAUCAAAUCACAUCAUGGGUGUAGUCAAUGUAAAUUUCGAAGAGUUAAGUGUGAUGAACUCCAACCCAUCUGUUCGAGAUGUACCACAUACAAACGAGAAUGCAAAUACAAUUCCGUAAUCACCCAAGCACCUGGUCAAUAUAGUUUCGAACUCCGACCACCGCCCAUAUCCAAAUUUCCAAAGCACAAACCAAAAUUCAUUCGACCAUCAUCUCGACCAUCUCGACCUCAUCCACCACAGAGUCAAAACCCCAAUUAUGGUAUUCAAGCACCGCUUCCUUUUGGUCUCCACAAAGAAGCUGAUGCUCUUCUCCAUCAUUAUGUCAAUGUUACUUGCAAACCCAUGACAUCAGCCUUCAACCGUCCGGAUCAAACUAAAUGGGAAGGAGCCGUUCGACGUAACGCUUCAACCCAUGAAUUCGUAUACAACGGCAUGCUAUCAUUUGCGGCCCUCCAUCUCGCUGUUCUCCAACCCCAAAAUCGAUCCAUCCAUAUAACCAAAGCAUUAAAGUUUCAAAAUUCAGGCAUGACGGAAUUCCGACCCGUGUUAGAAAAUAUCACAGCAUCGAAUUGUGAAGCUGCGCUAGGAUUCUCCGGGUUGCUCAUAAGUUCCAUCUACGCGUUUCCCGUAGCGCAAGCUGGACCCGAUAGAUCCAGCGAGAGAUUAUUGGAUUAUCUACCUGUGAUCUUUAGUUUGUUUAAUGGAACCGUGGCUAUCUACCGCAUGGGCUGGAUGAAAAGUCUCGAUUCUAAUCUCAGCGUGCAGCUGAGGAAUAAAGUCAUGGCGGCCGAUGCAACCAAUACACCAGCCGCGGGCGAAGAAUUUCUCGAGCAAUUGGAACGGAGAGAGAUUGCUAUAUUGAAGGAUGCACGUCUUCGAGAUUUGUACACUGAUGUAUCGUCUCAAGUUCGCCGAAAUUUAAGGAGAACUCAGCAGUUUCCGGGGAAAGUAUGGCCCGGGGCGGCUCCUCCGCCGUAUAUUCAAUGUGUGAAACAGAGGGAUCCAAUUGCGUUGGUGCUGGUGGCGUAUUGGGCGGUAGGACAGGAUAGAGGGGUGGGGUAUAAUUGGUGGGCGAAGAACUGGGCGAGAGAUUUGGUGGAGAUGAUUGGGGUGGAAUUGGGGGUGAGUUCGAAAUGGUGGUGGUAUAUGAGGUGGCCUAGGGAGAGGAUGGGACUAGUACAGUGA